Musa acuminata AAA Group (dessert banana) is the source of this 2193-nucleotide messenger RNA. RefSeq names its product zinc finger CCCH domain-containing protein 32-like. Lineage: Eukaryota; Viridiplantae; Streptophyta; Magnoliopsida; Zingiberales; Musaceae. The record is from RefSeq and is a predicted model, not a curated record. The transcript is spliced from 8 exons. Bases 829 to 1842 code for a protein of 337 amino acids. Gene Ontology annotation, molecular function: metal ion binding; mRNA binding.
AACUACAACUACUUUGGCCACGCAGCGUUUUUGACGAGCUGUGAUGGCCGGAGGGGUAAACUUGCAAUGUAGUCAAGUAGAUCAUGAUGUUUUGGUGCUAUUCUACUUCUUAUUUCGGCUAAAAACUUGUUUUCUCUGUGAAUUCCAGUGCUCAUACACCUUAUUACCAGUACUUGUUCUGCUAGUGUUGUGAUUGAAGAGGCUGCAAGCACCCAGUGGAAGGAAGCUGUUAAGAAGGUAGAUUGAGAUUUUGUUCUUAAUCCUCCUUUACCAGUUAAGUGUUAAUGAAGCGAGCCCCACCACCUGCCACAUCCCCCAAGUGUCAUUAGGUACUUACUUAUAACCGAGACGUGUUAUUUGUCUAUAUCGAUGGAUUCUACUACCUAUUUAAUGUAACACCGUGUGCAUAAGCACAUCCCGUUAUCUACAUUACUAGACUGCCCUCAACGCCAAGCCCCUCGCACUGGAUUGCCUAUCAACAGGGAGGUGGCAUUUUCGGUAAUUACAGGGACAACAGGGGCCUUUACUGAAGCGGGCAACUUUUGGGCAGUUGCCGUUUACGGGGCGUUUAGUUUCCCACCUUUUUCUUUGGCGGGUACAUGAAACCCCAACGGACGAAAAAGCCUCCCAAAGAAGCACGAAAGAGCAACGCUUUAGCGCGGCUGCAGAGCCAAAAGAACGGGAAGAAGGCGACAGACUUAACCCUCCCUCCUCGGUUGCCACUCUCACAUUUACUCAUCGAUCGCGCCUUCGACGUCCCUCCGCAACAUCCAUCCACCGUCACUUCCGCAUCGCCGUGCCUCCCCUUUGCUCCGGUGGCCGUCUCGCAUGGAGCCGUUCGAGCCGGCCUCUGAGCCGGGACAGCCCCGCGCUGACCCCGAGACGGUACUGGAAGGAUCGAUGUGGAAGAUGGAAUUGGGCAGCGAGGAGCCUCCGGCGUAUCCUGAGAGGCAUGGCCGGCCUGACUGUGCCUACUACAUGCGGACCGGGACAUGUGGUUUUGGUGAUGGCUGCCGCUACAAUCACCCCCGUGAUCGCCGGAUGGUAGCCAGAGCAGCGAGAACUGGAUCUGCACAACACCGGGAGCACACUAGCCGACCUGCAUGCAGGUAUUUUGUCAGCUACGGGAGUUGCAAAUUUGGUGAUACAUGCAAGUAUGAACACCCAAAGCCAGAUGGAUCUGUGAUACUGGCAUCUUUAAAUAAAUAUGGCUAUCCAUUACGUCCGGGUGAGAAAGAAUGCUCCUAUUAUAUCAGGACAGGCCACUGCAAGUUUGGAUUAACUUGUAAAUUCAACCACCCUGAACCCUCGUUGCCCUUGCCAGCAUCACCAUCUUAUUCUAUUGUUCAGCCCACUAUAUCUCCUUCGCAUCAACAGUACCCUGUAAUUACCAGUUGGGAAGUUGGUAGAUCGUCGAUGUUGCCUGCGUCAUACAUGCAAGGACCUUACGGCCCAAUGUUGCUCUUCCCUGGGAUCAUGCCAGACCCUGGCUGGAGUACCUUUCCGGUCACUCCAAGUCCUCUAAUAUCUACCGGUGGAGAACAGAAUACUGUCCUAGAAGAAUCACAACACGAUUCAGCAGCACAGAUUUCUCGUUUGCAUCCUGCUCAUACAGAAUCUUAUCCAAUGGCUGCCUCGGUUAGUCCAUCAACCAAUAAUCAGACUGAAAACGUGCUUCCAGAGAGGCUUGAUGAACCUGAUUGCCAAGACCAUAAGAGAACAAGCUAUCGUAAAUUAGGAUCCAGAUGCACAUCUCAUCAUCGUACAGAGAAUAUCCCACCAGAAACAAGCUGUGUCUUUAGCCUUAUUGGCCAUCCUCUUCAUCCGUUUUCUUCAGGCUAACAAGCUAGAGUGAGGACAUAAGAAGCUAGCAGGUACUCUUCCUCAUCAAAUCAUUUCAUAUGGAAGCCAUUGGUAACUCAGAGUCAUCUGAAGUUCAUCGUCUACUUUGCAUACUGUUGGGUUGCAGUUCUGACUCAAAAACUAGUGUCUUGGCAUAUGCACUGUGUAUAUCAGUUGCUCAUGUUUCUUGUUUUAUCUCAUGUAUAUAUACAUGAUGUAGAAAUGAGUUAUUACUUAUGUGACAUUAAAUGCUUAAUAAGUGCUUAAUAGAACAAUUGAACAUAGUAGUUCUUGACUCCUUGUAAUUUCAAUUGAACAUAAGUACAGGUGAGUCCAUUCCAGCCAACAAGA